AUGCCACUUCGAUGGUUGCCCUCUCCACAGGGAUGGGGUUGGUUACAGAGCGCUAAUGGCAUGGCGCAGGCAAGUGAUAUCUACAGCGAUCCCACCUUCGGCCUCACAUCCAUGAAGUUUCGGAUGUUCCUUCUGCUCAUUGUGCUUCUUUGGGGCCUGGCAGCGGUGGAAGAGUUCCGUUGCAUUCUGGUUUGGUGGAAUGUUUUGCUGGCACUUCCACCGCUUUCGCAACCAUGCAUCAUGGGCAAGGUCGAGGAGGACGGCGAGAACAAUUUGGAGGUCUGUGGCAUACAUCGCCGCAGCCGCUGGAUCAACAUCUCGCUGAACCUCCUGCCGCGAACAGUUCUGCAAUGCUUGAUCUUUUAUGUUGGAAUCAAGUAUCUCCUGUCUGUUCGGAACGUUUCCGACUUGAUCCUGAACAGCCUGGCCUUGACCUUUCUUGUCACAGUGGACGAGAUGCUUUUCGAAGCUUUCGCCUCUGAGACAGAUGCGGCUCUUAUCCGCAGAUGCAAGUCCAUCCACGGCCGCUCCGUUGCCUGUGUGGAUCGGAUGCUUUCGUUCACACGCUCAACAGUCGGUUUGUGGAUCUUCGCCCCGAUCUUGUUGGUUAUCUGCUAUAAUGUCAUCGAAGAUGCAGCCCAAACGUUCUUGCAGGCUCGUGCGACAUACUGCCUCUGUGACAUCAGGGGGGAGGACUGCCUCAGCCACCAGCUGCAACACGUCCUAUCGCCUGAGUGA
Molecule: messenger RNA, 738 nt
Organism: Symbiodinium natans
Lineage: Eukaryota; Dinophyceae; Suessiales; Symbiodiniaceae
Source: the annotation of a GenBank genome assembly